CUGUUCUGUUCCCCAGAGCGACACUAAACCAGGCAAAUGAAACUGUGGUGUUCCAGCCAAAAUGUCUCUUAAGUCUUUUGUGCUUAUGCUACUUCAGGCUCCUGCCGUUCUGCUGUGGACAGAUUACCAGACGGUGAAUAUCCAGGCCUACACUCGGAUGAAGGGUAACGGCUCUGUAGACCAGGCAGUGGUGGUUCUUGUGAACGAUGCCACAUUUGCGUACUUUGACAAGGCAAAAAAGACAUUUGUCUUGCGCCCCAGUGCGACCACAGGCUUCUCCGUGCUGGACGACAGCGAUCAGACCUUCUGCAUGUACGAAGUUCUACAUGGUUUUCAUCGCCAGGAAGAAUAUCUCUCCAAGCUCAGAGAGCAAACAGGGGCUGUCAGGCCUCCUUUGGUUCGGCCUUCGGUCAAUGUGUAUGCCCAGUUCCCUGUGGCAGAAGGUCAAGCUAAUGUUCUUUAUUGCUAUGCCACUGGGUUCUACCCUGGAGACAUAGAAAUCAACUUUUUCCUCAAUGGUCAUCCAUCUGUCGACAAAGGUAUAACAUCUGACCUGAUGUAUGGUGAUGACUGGACAUACAGAGUCUAUAAGUACAUGGCCAUCACUCCUCGCCCUGGUGAGGAAUAUACAUGUGAGGUGAAGCACAGCAGCAUGGCAGAGCCCAAGAUGUCCACAUGGAGACCUGAAUUUUCUGCAUUUAAACCAAGUUUCUGGUGGGUGUUUGGUCUGCUUGGCUUCGUUUUUGGAGUCAUCAUUUCUGGAGUGAUUAUCAGAAGACAAACUCAGUUCCAGCUGUGAUGUUUGAAAAAUGUGCAGUUUAAGGGAUCAUGUUCUUUCUAUUUAUAGCUAUCUGUCAUCUCAUUUCAGCAAUAUAUAUAUAUAUAUAUAUAUAUAUAUAUAAUAUCCUCAGUUAUAAUUUAUUUCUGUA
Colossoma macropomum (tambaqui) is the source of this 929-nucleotide messenger RNA. RefSeq lists its product as uncharacterized. The coding region runs from base 62 to 799 and encodes 245 amino acids. Gene Ontology annotation, biological process: antigen processing and presentation of exogenous peptide antigen via MHC class II; immunoglobulin production involved in immunoglobulin-mediated immune response; peptide antigen assembly with MHC class II protein complex. Lineage: Eukaryota; Metazoa; Chordata; Actinopteri; Characiformes; Serrasalmidae. Gene Ontology annotation, cellular component: MHC class II protein complex. The record is from RefSeq and is a predicted model, not a curated record. The transcript has 4 exons. Gene Ontology annotation, molecular function: MHC class II protein complex binding.